Messenger RNA from Contarinia nasturtii (swede midge), 671 nucleotides. RefSeq names its product probable trafficking protein particle complex subunit 2 (gene Trs20). The transcript has 3 exons. Gene Ontology annotation, cellular component: cytoplasm; nucleus; TRAPP complex. Lineage: Eukaryota; Metazoa; Arthropoda; Insecta; Diptera; Cecidomyiidae. The coding region runs from base 139 to 558 and encodes 139 amino acids. Gene Ontology annotation, biological process: endoplasmic reticulum to Golgi vesicle-mediated transport. The record is from RefSeq and is a predicted model, not a curated record.
AAUGUCAAAUUCUAUUUGUACAGGAGAAACGUCAAAACGUAAACAAAAUAUCGCAGUUUUCUUUUUGUUGAGAAUACCAAUUUGCUUGAAGAAGAGAGAAUUUGAUUUUUUGAAACAAAAACUUUCCGGGAAAAAAUCAUGGCAUCAAGCUACUAUUUUGCCAUUGUUGGACAUCAUGACAAUCCAAUUUUUGAAACUGAAUUCAUUAGCAGCAAAGAGCCAAAGAAAGAAGAUCAUCGUCACUUGAAUCAGUUUAUCGCCCAUGCAGCACUCGAUUUGGUUGAUGAGCACAAAUGGAAGACGAAUAACAUGUAUUUGAAAUCGAUUGAUAAGUUCAAUCAAUGGUUUGUGUCUGCAUUCGUAACAGCAAGUCAAAUUCGUUUCAUUGUUGUGCACGACAAUCGAAACGACGAAGGAAUCAAAAACUUUUUCAAUGAUGUCUACGAAGUUUAUCUGAAACAUUCAUUAAAUCCGUUCUACACACAUAAUACGGCGAUCAAGUCACAGCAAUUUGAGCGCAAGGUUCAAACUUAUGGCAAAAAAUACUUGAUAUCAUGAAGUUAAAUUAUCGUUGUGUAUUGAUAUUAUAUGAAAUUCUCUAUUGAAAAGAAUUUUGUUAAAAAAUUUCCAUUAAAACUAUAAGAAAUAAAAUGAAAAUUACGGAAAAAAGA